Helicoverpa armigera (cotton bollworm) is the source of this 2298-nucleotide messenger RNA. Its product is annotated as zinc finger protein 62 homolog. The coding region runs from base 113 to 1150 and encodes 345 amino acids. NCBI's taxonomy places the organism in Eukaryota, Metazoa, Arthropoda, Insecta, Lepidoptera, Noctuidae. Gene Ontology annotation, cellular component: nucleus. The transcript has 8 exons. Gene Ontology annotation, biological process: regulation of transcription by RNA polymerase II. The record is from RefSeq and is a predicted model, not a curated record. Gene Ontology annotation, molecular function: RNA polymerase II transcription regulatory region sequence-specific DNA binding; DNA-binding transcription factor activity, RNA polymerase II-specific; zinc ion binding.
UAUUACUCUAUCAAUGUCUGUCUGUCAAUGUGUGGCUCUAUGGUCUGGCUGUUAGUAAACAAAUAUAAAAAUCGUUUUUUAAAGAAAACAAGUUGAAACGAAACAAAAUAUCAUGUCCUCCACACUAUUAGUUCAAAAACUGGCGUCAGUUAAGUUAAGCAAAAGUGAAUUUGACAAAAUUAAAUGGCUUAAAGCUAACAACAUGGAGAAAUCAUAUAAGGCUUUAACUUCCCUAAGAAAGGUGCUGAAAGCCCAAGAAAAUAAGAAUAUUUGCAGACUGUGCCUAAAAGUAGGGUGCAAGAAGAUAUUUAGCAGUCAAGACUUUGACAUUGUAGCCGGGAUCAGGCAAAUAUUACAAGUACAGGUAGAAGAAAAUGAUAGCAAGCCUCAACACAUUUGUCGAGCAUGUGAAGUUGUGCUGAAAAGUGCAGUGAAGCUGAAAGAAACCGCUGAGGUCUCUCAAUGGAGGUUACAUCAGGAACUUGAAAUGAUGAGUCGCAUUACGCCGGAAAGUGACAUGAAAGUUACCAGACAUCACGGCGGAUAUUUCAUAAAAAGAGGCGCGAAAAUCGUGAGGGAAUGGGCCUGUGGAAAAUGUAGACAGACUUUUGUUAGUCAGGAGGCGUUCACAGAACAUGAGGCGUUGCCGACUUGCCGUAGUGAUAACAAGAGUUUUGUAUGUGAAACUUGCGGCCUGGAGCUCAAGUCCAUGACUAGGUUAAAAAGGCAUAGGCUAAUACACACGGGCGAGCUACAGUACUCGUGCUCUAGUUGCGCGUACCGUGCUCGCACUAAGUACGCUCUGCUCGUGCACUCGCGGUCUCACUCGGGCGAGCGGCCGCUGUCGUGCUCACACUGCGCGGCUACAUUCUUCAACUCGUCCAAUCUAGCGUCGCAUAAACGCAGGCAUUUGCCGCCGGCGUUUCAUUGUGAGCUGUGUGAGAGGAGCUUUAGGUUUAAGGAGGCUCUACAAAAUCAUCAAGCAACUCAACACAGUACAGCAAAGCCACAUAUUUGUAACUCAUGUGGGAAAGCCUUUUCUACCAGAAAGAUGAUAUGCCGCCACGAGCGAAGAGUCCACAACAGGCCCAAGUUGCGUUCAGGAGUAACUCCAACAUACUUACGACAGCAACAGGAGAACUUAACAUGAUCUACUGCAUGUAAUACCUAAGCAGCUGUGAAGAGAUUGACUGCAUCACUGAAUGUGACUAAAGCCAAAGUUCACCAAUAACAUAAACAUCAGAUUUUCUUAAAACUGUAUACUUUAAAACUUGGAUGUGAAAAUUCACAGUAUGCAUGUAGUGUUGUUGUAAGGAAAUUGGUGUUUAUGUUGGCCGAGAACUCGGGCCGUAUUUUGAGCAUGUGAAAUAUUUGUUGUAACUUAUUGUAUGGGAUGCCGAAACUUAUUUGUAGAAAAGUUCAGUUGAUUAAAUUAUAUCGAAAAAUUGCAUCAGAAAGUUAUUACUGCAUCAACAUAGUUAAUCUAUUGUAAGCAACCUUUUACAAAUUGAAGAUUUAGGUAGCGUCUGGACUGAAAAUGUAAUGUUUAUAAAUUAAUAUUUGUGUGGAGUUAUUUUGUUGUGAGUUAUUUUGCAUCAUCUGACUACAGGUGUCUUGUUUGUUUAGAAGAACUUUAGUAUGUAAGAUCUACAGACUUGAAAUAAAUUAUGAUAAUAUGUCAAAAACCUUGUUUUCUUUAUAUUUGGACCUAACAUCAAUAGUCAAUAGUGCAAAGAUAGUGAGACUCAUAAUUAGAUCCAACUAGACAAUAGACGCUACUGGCAUACACUGCAUAGUUACUUUAUUUUGGGCGAAUUACAGAUGCCUUGAUUUGCAAAAACUAACCUCACUUUGCAAAUGUCACUGUUCCAACACUGGAUGAAGAUAUUUCAAGAAAUACAACAACAACAUAGGUUUUUUUGGAUUUUAUUAGUAACUUACAGUCCUAACCGUCACAUCACUUCUUGGCGGCCGCUCCUACUUUAGAUUUCUUGGUACCACGCACCUUCUUCAUCCUGUUCUUACGUUCCUUACGCUGCUUGCGUGUGGGCCUCUUCUUUUCGUACAGACCGUGGCGGGCCAGCCUGUGCUUAGGCUCGAACUUCUUGGCCAAGUCCAGUGUGUCGUAGAUGAGGGCGAAGCCAGUGGACUUGCCACCACCGAAGUUGGUCUUGAAUCCGAACACGAACACAACAUCGGGCGUCACCUUGUACAUCUUCGCCAACUUCUCGCGGAUCUCAGUUUUGCUGACGGUGGGCUUGCCUGGGUGGAGGACAUCGCAUACCAUCUGCUUGCGCG